AUGCAGUGUGAAGAAGCUUCAGAAGGUGGCAGUCGUUUUAGCAACCCUAAGCCAUCCGAGCAAGAUAUUCGGCUAUCUCUUGGGACCGAAUCUGCUGAAAAUGUAAAUACCACUAAUGAAUUGUAUCUUCGUGAAAAACCUGCAAAUAUCAUUGCAGCCUCACAGCAAGUGCGAAAAAAGGCUCCCGGAGAGUGGUAUUUUGACAGAAACAUAUUUAUUCAUUCUCGUGGCAAGGAAUGCCAGUCAUAUCUUAACGAAUUGCUUCAAUCUCAAAUGCUCGUUCAGGUAACUACUUUCUUAUUCUACGUAAAUUAUGUAUCUAUAGGUUUAUCUUAUCGCAAUUAA
Molecule: messenger RNA, 345 nt
Organism: Protopolystoma xenopodis
Lineage: Eukaryota; Metazoa; Platyhelminthes; Monogenea; Polystomatidea; Polystomatidae
Source: the annotation of a GenBank genome assembly